AUGUACCACCUCUCCGCGGUGAUGGGGAUCAACGACCAUUUAUGGCGGCAACGUCAUAAAUGGCGGCUAACGGUACACCGGUCACGCAGUUCGCCUUGCUUUUAUGCUAAUAGAAUGGGCGGUCCUCCUAGCCCUGGCAAGGCAACGAGGAUAACCAGACCACAAAAAAGCUAAAACACGUUCAACAAGACGGCCCCAGUCCUCCGCCCGUCGGUCACGCGCCUCUCCGGUAUCGGGGGCUGCCUCUGCCGACGAGGGGCGAUCAAAUCUCGGAGCAACAGGAUACCAUAGAAACGGACUACGGACGCGCCACGGUGACUGUCUACGUUUCGGAACCCUCAACUGCCGCUCGCUCGCUUCCGAUGCAGCAAAAGAGCAAUUGCUCGCGGCAAACCGAAACGCACUCAUCGACAUAGUGGCGCUCCAGGAAACAAAAAUCUCAAGACACCAGCUGUAAGACUUGGCCAAAUGGUGAACUUCUCAUCCUCGGCCACAAAGUCCCUGGGAAGAACGUCGGCGGCGUCGGUUUCCUCGUCAAUCGCUCGGUCCAACACCUCGUCGACUCGCACGAAAUCGUCAACGCCCGCCUCGGCAUCCUCCGACUCAACCUAGGAAAACGAGGAAGACUCACCAUCAUCAACGUCUACUCGCCGACCUCACCAGAAGCCGAAUCUAAGGCUAAAAGGGAAGAGAAGGAAAAGGAACUUGACGAUUUCUACCGGAAGCUCGAGGAAACGAUCCAACGAGAGAAGGCGUACUACAUCUUCGUUCUGGGUGACUUCAACGCGAAGAUGGGCAAGUGCGCCACUCCCUCGAUUCGUCACGGGAAGCACGGACUCGGAAUUCGGAACGACAACGGAGAACGCCUAGCCGAACUUCUCGACUCCAGAAGGCUCUACCACGGCAACUCUCUUCGAGAAGCCUGAUCGGAGACGCUGGACCUGGAAAUCGCCCAACGGAGACACCACCAACGAGAUCGACCACAUUCUGGCCAACCGGAAAUGGUCUCUCCUCGACGUUGCCGUACUACCCAGUUUCGACGUUGGAUCCGACCAUCGACUCGUUCGCGCCAAGGUCCGUCUGAACCAGAAGUUCCUGAAGAAAGACUACCACCAGCCAUCGAGACCGAGAAGACCAACCUACGACAUCACCACGUUGGAGGAGAAGAUCUCGGAGCACGACUGGCAGCUUCUCGACGACCCGACAGCCGACUACGAAUCCCUCUGCGAUGGCCUCAUCAGAUGUGCAGAACCUGCAGCUCGACCAACCUCGUCUCUACCGCCGCGACUCGACCAACUAGCGAAAGAUCUGCUGCGAAGAAGAGGAGAAGUCAGACGAGACCCGCAGGCCACGCACCUGGAACGUCUGACGAUCGACAAAGCCUGCAGAAUGGCCGUGCAAGAGUCUCUAGCCAACCGACGCAGGAGUGCACUCCUUCAGACAGCUGAGAAACGUCAAAGCCUCAAGAAGAAGAAGUUCGAGCUCGUCGACGAGCGAACGGUGAUGACAGCACUGAAGGACGAGAACGGCCAGCUGAAGACGUCAAGGAACGAGAUGGAGCGCCUGACGGUCGACUUCUACACGAAACUCUUCCGAAGCGACGUUCCUGUCGACACCGACUCAAAGGUAGAUGCCUCCCCGCCACUCAGAGGAUGACGUGGCUGGCUCGCCAGGGGAAAGGUCCAUUAGGAGCCAUUCCAUUACCUGUCUAGCCAGCCACGUCGUUCGCCUCCAAACCAUUUAACCUUUCAUUCUUUUUCAUUUUUUUACUCAUUCUUAUUGUUUAUUUGAAUUUAUUACUUUAUCGUUAUAAUUUGUUCGCGGAAUAUUUAUGAUAAAGGUUUAAUUACCCAAGUUUGAGGUUGAACGGAUCGCUGUCCGACCCGCACUCAACGCUCACUCAGGAAGACCCGCGUGGCAGGCAACAACACCGCUAAGCAGGGAGCGGCAACGAAAAAGAGUCAGUUUCUACAUUUUCUCAAAUCAAGAGAAAUUCAGUAGGACUCAAUUUGACUCUUUUCCUCAACCUACUCAUCUAGCUCAGACAAAAAACCAUAGUCAUCCCCUUUUUAUGGUGCAUCGGCUAAAGUAGGAAAACAUCAUGGCGACUCCAUUCAGACUGUUCAAAACACAGCUGACAAAGUCGGAUAACUGGUUAACUCAAUGCGAAAAAGAAGCUCAACAGUUGCUGGACUUAGAGUCACUCACUCAGAGCGUGGCUCUCUCAGAUCUUCGCAAAAAGGGAGGACAUACUCAAUCAACGUCUAGAAACGGUUCAGCAUGCGCUUGAAAAAUUUUUGCCACGGCGUUUGAUGAAGCUUACCCUCAACCAACAGCAGACGAGGAGGAGAAAUUGGAAACUCGAAUUGACGCAACACUUCGAAUUCAAGAGAAGGCAACAUCGACCCUCGUCAGCCUCAGAGCUCACAUCCAGGAACGAGCUUCAUCAGAAGGGAGCAGGACGACAACAAGGUCAAAUCAACCAUCGAAUCCCAUUUCAACUUCAAUUCAAGCGCCAAGUUUGCCAGCUUUAAAAAUUCCAGUCUAUAAGGCGAUUUAGAAACUUGGAAUACAUUUUGGGUCAUAUUUGAAGAAACAAUUCACAAAAACCCACAUCAUAAAAUAAUCAAAUUCAGUCACCUUUUGAACUCACUACAAGGUCCGCCAUUAGAUCUAGUACGUCAAUUCAGGGUGACAGAAAACAAUUACGACCUGGCCAUCAAAUUGCUACAGGAAACAUAUGGCAACGAGAGCAGCGCCAUCACGAAUCUCUACCGAGACUUCUUGACUAUUGAAGGAAAAGGACUCGACACAAAAGCACAGAAAGAGCUCCUGCAGUCAUGCAAAAUCAUCAUCAACCAACUAGUGGGAUAUGGAGAGAACCUCAACUCACUGCUCCACACUCAAAUGAUGGUAGAAAAGUUCAAUACUCAGAUCCGCCGAGACGUCCUAGCCCAUGAGUUAGCCAUAGAAGAAAAAGAUUGGACCAUAAAUCUUGUGUGUACUGCGUUGGAAGCAGCAAUUCGUAGAGAAGAACGCGUUCGAAACCAAGGAAUCAGAAUCGAAUCCAAGACGACGAAAACUUCUCAAGCUCCAAAUUACUCAGACCACAGUCAGAGGGAGAGCAACAACUCAAGCUCAAACCGUCCAAUGCAGAAAGGCAAAUCAUCCAUGGAGCAGAAGACAGGAACAGGACUUACCUGCUAUUUCUGCGAAGAAAAACAUCUCUCAUACAAAUGUCGUAAGUUUCCUGACGUGCAAUCCAGGAACGACCAAAUCAUAAAGGUCAAAAAAUGCAUCAGAUGCCUUCAAAGGGGCCAUCUUUUCAAAGACUGCAAGGCACCCUUGUGCAAAAGAUGUACUGACGGGAAACAUCAUCAUCUUCUUUGUAAGAAAGAUUUAUCCAGUUCAGUCCAAAGGCAAGAAGCAACAGGAGCAACUCAGGCCACAGUAAGCCGCAGCAGCAGGACGCCUACGCUUUCACUCAAAAAUCGAGCAGAAAAACAGUCUCUUUCGAGGAAAGGGAAGGACGCUGA
Messenger RNA from Caenorhabditis auriculariae, 3536 nucleotides. The record is from the annotation of a GenBank genome assembly. Lineage: Eukaryota; Metazoa; Nematoda; Chromadorea; Rhabditida; Rhabditidae.